AUGUACGCCCAAGCAGUGGAGUGGAAUGAUGCAGUUCUCAUGUUGCAAUUUAAAGUCAACCUGUCCCAAGCCAUCCAGAACGAAUUGGCACGCCGGCCAACACCCGCAUCGUUGGAGUCGUUAAUCUUUGAAGCCAUCGAUAUCGACAACAAGCUCAUUAAGGGACCACGAGAGCGUCGUCACAUCAAUAACAACAACACCAUCACCCGUUCGCCGCCAUCUCCCAUGGAUAUUGAUCCAAAACCAAAUCAAUCUAGUAGAAUCAGCAAGGAAGAACGCGAUGGUUGUAACCAGAAUCGUUCUUGCUUCUAUUGUGGAGACAGUACCCAUUUCAAAAGAGAUUGCCCCAAAAUCAACGGUGGCCACGCAGUCAACACUUUCGUUCUAAACACUGUUACUGUAUUCCAAAUACCACCAGCCCAAGUUUAG
Molecule: messenger RNA, 429 nt
Organism: Mucor velutinosus
Lineage: Eukaryota; Fungi; Mucoromycota; Mucoromycetes; Mucorales; Mucoraceae
Product: putative secondary metabolism biosynthetic enzyme
Exons: 1
Coding region: 1-429 (142 amino acids)
Molecular function (GO): zinc ion binding; nucleic acid binding
Source: RefSeq, a predicted model, not a curated record